AUGACCAUGGCCUUGAUCUCCAAAAAUAAGCUUCAAUUCGUCAAUGGUUCCAUUUCUGUUCCAAAUCUGAAAGAUAGAAGGCACGCUUCUUGGGAGAGAUGCAAUACCAUGGUUCUUUCAUGGUUGCAUCGAUCCAUUACUGAUUCUAUUUCACAAUCGAUCCUCUGGAUGGAUCAAGAUGUUGAUGUAUGUAGAGACCUUAAAGAAAGGUUUUCUCAGUCAGAUAUCUUUAGAAUUUCUGACUUGCAUGAUGAAAUCUUCUGUUUGCAUCAAGGAGAGAAUUCUAUUUCAGAUUUAUAUACACAACUCAAGAUCCUGUGGGAUGAGUUGGAGUCCUUACAGCCAACACCUACGUGUAAAUGUGUUAAGCCUUGCUGUUCAAUUUCUUCUCAAGUGAGAAGCAUCAGAGAUAGAGACUAUUCUAUUAGAUUCCUAAAGGGACUUAAUGAACAAUUUUCUCAUGUAAGGUCCCAAAUCAUGUUAAUGGAUCCACUGCCUCCUAUAAACCGUGUGUUUUCCUUAAUGACUCAGCAGGAAAGACAGAUGCAUUUGAACAAUGUGAUGCCUAAUGUCACAGAUGGAAAUUCCAAGGUGUUUUUCAAUUCAACAGAGCCACAAUCAGGACGUGGGUGUUUCUACACUCGAGGAAGAGGACGUGGUUACAAUGGAGGACGUGGGAGAGCAUUUACUCCACGGCUGUGCACUUGUUGUGGCAAGACAAGCCAUACUGUGGAUACAUGCUUUGAGAAGCAUGGGUAUCCUCCUGGAUACAGAGUUAAAGGAGUCCACAAGGCAAAUAUUGCAAGCACUGAUAAUCCUGAAGAAGUACAUCUGUAUGCUGAUCAUAAUCAAGUGGUGCAUCUUUAUGCUGAUCAUAAUCAAGUGGUGCAUCCGUAUGCUGAUGAUAAUCAAAUGGCUUUUAAGCAAUCCAUGAAGCACCAGCCUAUGCAACAGCAGCAAAUGACACCCUCACAUGUCAGCAACCUUGUACAAACCAAGGCACUCAAUGUUGGAACCCAAGUUAAGACAGUUAAUACAGAGAACUCAGAUUCAUUUUCAGGUAACAAUAAUAUGGUACAUUGGAUCCUUGACACAGGAGCCACUGACCACAUUACUCACUCUUUUGGCAUUUUAAUCCAACCAAAGAAGAUUGAGCCAAUAGCUAUUUCCUUGCCCAAUGGAAGUCAGGUUUACUCUUACUACUCAGGGACAGUUGUACUUUCUCAAACACUCACACUGUCAAAUGUCUUAUUUGUUGAGAAAUUUAGUGUUAAACUAAUAUCAGUAACCAAGCUAGCUCAAGACACUAAUUGUUGUGUCAUUUUUCAGCCCCUCAUCUGCAUCAUUCAGCAGCAUCCUUCAAUGGAGAUAAUUGGUUCAGCUAAACUAGACGGUGGAUUAAAUGUUGACAAUCCUUGUGAUAUAUGCCAUUAUGCUAAACAAAGGAAGUUACCAUUUACUUCAAGUGUCAUUGUCUCUGAUAAAGCCUUUGAUUUAGUCCAUGUUGAUAUUUGGGGUCCAUAUUCUGUUCCUUCCAUUCAUGGACACAAAUACAUGUUAACCAUUGUUGAUGAUCAUACACGUUUUACAUGGGGCAUCAUGAUGAAAUUAAAUUCAGAAACUAAAACUCAUAUCCAUAACUUUGUCACACUUAUAGAAAACCAGUUUGGUGUAACUAUUAAGACCUUUCGAAGUGACAAUGGUUCUGAAUUCUUAAUGUCCUGA
Molecule: messenger RNA, 1725 nt
Organism: Gastrolobium bilobum
Lineage: Eukaryota; Viridiplantae; Streptophyta; Magnoliopsida; Fabales; Fabaceae
Exons: 3
Coding region: 1-1725 (574 amino acids)
Biological process (GO): DNA integration
Molecular function (GO): nucleic acid binding
Source: RefSeq, a predicted model, not a curated record